AUGUCUAACACAUCAGCCACGGACGUGGAUAAAGGUGCUGAUCUCACCCAGACUAGUUUCUGCCUCUAUAUCGAACCCAGUCAGCCAGGAGUAAGAGCUGCCAAAUUGAAAAGGGGCAUAUACGAGUUUUCGCCAACAACAUAUCCGGGGCUCAACAUGAUUCAUAUUACCCAUAGACCUCUCACCGGAAGGGGUCAAGAUUUGACAGUUCCAACGAAUUCAAGGGACCCAUUCAAUUGGGGAGAACAGGUAUUCAGCGUUGAGAGGGAGAGUCCUGCGAAACUCGAAGGUAGUCCAAAGCUUGAGAGUGAUAUUGGAAGUGUAGCCUCAGUUGAGGUAGGAUCUGAUCCUGGCGAGGGGUUCGAGCUGGGAAAUAUUCGGUACCAAUGGAGAAAUCUGGACGCCGCGGUCAACCCUGAAUGA
This is a messenger RNA of Kwoniella botswanensis, 423 nucleotides long. RefSeq lists its product as uncharacterized. The coding region runs from base 1 to 423 and encodes 140 amino acids. NCBI's taxonomy places the organism in Eukaryota, Fungi, Basidiomycota, Tremellomycetes, Tremellales, Cryptococcaceae. The transcript has 2 exons. The record is from RefSeq and is a predicted model, not a curated record.